AUGGAGUUGCUCAAUCAAUUGGAUGGAUUUGACCAUCUUGGAAAGGUAAAAAUGAAUAUGGAAACAAGUAGACCCGAUAUUUUGGACCCAACAUUUCUUCGUCCUGGUCGGUUAGACAGAAAGAUAGAAAUACCCUUGCCUAAUGAACAAUCAAGAAUAGAAAUCCUCAAGAUCUAUGCUACUGGGAUCAACAAACAUGGUGAAAUUAGUUAUGAGGAUUCUAUUAAGCUCGCUGAGGGUUUUAAUGGGGAUGAUAUGCGUGAUAUUCUGUACAAUCCACAUCCUUCUGUAAUAUGUCUUGACGCGACCAAACUUUUUGGUUUGAAUUAUUUCUCUAGCAAUUUACAUCAUGUUGGCUUUCUUUGCUUUAGAGAACGAGAAAUGCAGUUCAUAUCAGGGAUGAUAACGGUCAUUAGUCACUGUGGACAAGAUCAGAAUUCUGAUUGGCAUCCUGCAGAGGCUGCCUUGUAUUGUAUAUGA
This is a messenger RNA of Capsicum annuum, 480 nucleotides long. Its product is annotated as 26S proteasome regulatory subunit 10B homolog A-like. Gene Ontology annotation, cellular component: cytosolic proteasome complex; proteasome regulatory particle, base subcomplex. Gene Ontology annotation, molecular function: proteasome-activating activity; ATP binding; ATP hydrolysis activity. The record is from RefSeq and is a predicted model, not a curated record. The transcript is spliced from 5 exons. Gene Ontology annotation, biological process: positive regulation of RNA polymerase II transcription preinitiation complex assembly. The coding region runs from base 1 to 480 and encodes 159 amino acids. Lineage: Eukaryota; Viridiplantae; Streptophyta; Magnoliopsida; Solanales; Solanaceae.